GCGGGAGACUGCGCUUGCGUAGCCGGCGUGCUGAUUUCCUGUUGGGGCUCUCUGUUUCGGGGGAAGGGGAAGGAGGCCCAGGCCUCCCUCCAGCUCUGGACGUCGCCGCUGCGCUCUGGAAGCUUAUCGAAGGGGCAGCUCAAGUGUGACGUUUCGUUUUCAUCCUGGCGCCGUGCCUGGGGCUCAUCACACCCUGCUGCGGAUUUGAACAGCGCUCAUCUAUUCCGGUGCGCAGGACCGCGUGCUUCCCAGCCACCUAGCACCCGGCGACCCGACUACAGCCGAGGACCCAACCAGACCGCCAACGCGGCGUCCGGCGAGGCCCAGGGCCCUCUCGUGCCCUCGGCCUCAGAGGAACACAGCCGGGGGCGGGGCCUCGCGAGCGCCGUACGGCACACGCGCCGAGAGACGCCGCGAGGGCGGGGCUACGUCGGGGCGGGGCCGCGGCGCGCGGGAAGCGCCAGGGGUUGCUGCGGGUCGGGUCCUCGGCCUGCGAGGCGCGUGAUGGCACUGUCGGUGCCCGGCUACUCGCCCAGUUUCAAAAGGCCGCCAGAGACAUUGCGGCUCCGACGGAAAAGGGGCCGGAGCCUUGGGGCCGCCUCUCCGACCGAGGAGCGGCCCGAGCCGGCGACCCGCCGCGCCGCCCUGACGGCCGGGCUGCCCCUCCGCCCUUUCCCGGCAGCGGGCAGAGGCGGCGGCGGCCCGGCCGUGUCCCGAAGGAACCCCUUCGCCCGCCUGGACAACCGGCCGCGGGCCGCCGCCGAGCCUCCCAGCGUGCCGUCCCGCGGCCAGCAGGAGGCGCCGGGCCCGUUUUUAGAUUCUAAUCGAGAAAAUGAUUUGCUCUGGGAAGAGAAGAUUCCUGAAAGAACAGCCGUUACUGAAUUACCCCAGACUCCUCAUGUAUCAUUCUCCGAAUCUGAUAUUCCGUCCUCAGAAAGUACUGAGUUACCUGUGGACUGGAGUAUUAAAACUCGACUCCUUUUCGCCUCUUCUCAACCCUUUACCUGGGCAGAUCAUUUGAAAGCACAGGAAGAGGCUCAAGGUGUCAUCCAGCAUUGUAGGGCAACAGAAGUUACUUUGCCUCAAAGUAUACAGGAUCCCAAACUCUCCACUGAGCUCCGUUGUGCCUUCCAGCAGAGCCUUAUCUAUUGGCUCCACCCUGCCUUGUCUUGGCUACCAUUGUUCCCUCGUAUUGGAGCUGACAGAAAAAUGGCUGGAAAGACAAACCCUUGGUCAAAUGAUGAAACCCUGCAACACAUUUUAAUGAGUGACUGGUGUGUGAGCUUUACUUCUCUGUAUAAUCUGCUGAAGACAAAACUUUGCCCCUAUUUCUACGUUUGUACCUAUCAGUUUACUAUCCUUUUCCGUGCAGCGGGAUUAGCAGGAGAUGAUGUAAUCACGGCUCUCAUGUCUCCUACAACUAGAGGUAUAAGAGAAGCUAUGAAAAACGAAGGUAUUGAAUUUUCUUUGCCUUUAAUAAAAGAAAGUGGCCAUGAGAAGAGGAAAGCGUCUGGAACAAGCUUGGGACAUGGGGAGGAGCAAGCAGUCAGCGAUGAGGAUGAAGAAGAAAGUUUUUCCUGGCUGGAAGAGAUGGGUGUGCAAGAUAAAAUUAAAAAACCAGAUGUACUUUCUAUCAAGCUGCGUAAAGAGAUACAUGAAGUACAAAUGGAUCACAGACCCGAGUCUGUUGUGUUGGUGAAGGGAACGAAUACCUUUACAUUGCUAAAUUUUUUGAUCAACUGUAAGAGUUUAAUCGCUACCUCAGGUCCCCAGGCAGGACUUCCACCAACCCUCUUAUCACCUAUAGCUUUCCGAGGCGCCACAAUGCAAAUGCUUAAGGCGCGAAGUGUAAACGUGAAGACACAAGCUCCUUCUGGAUACAGAGAUCAAUUUAGUUUGGAGAUUACAGGUCCUAUCAUGCCUCAUUCUCUACAUUCAAUGACUAUGCUACUCAGAUCUUCACAGAGUGGGUCAUUUUCUGCAGGACUGUAUACACAUGAGCCAACUGCUGUAUUUAAUAUCUGCCCACCAAAGGAUAAAGUACUGGAUAAGGAGGCUGUUCAUGAGGAGCUUGCCAACUGUGGAUUGCACCCUAAAACUCUGGACCACCUUAGUCAAACACCGAUACUGGGGAAAUCAUCUUUACGGCAUGUGGCAAUGAGUGACUACAUUUAUAAUUGGAGAUCCUGAACACCAAAGUAAGCCUAAAAGGAAUCUUUGAGGAAAAAAGCCUUCUAGCAAGGAAAUUCAAGAUACUUGUAUCUUUGGCUUUAAAGUUCACUUUGGAAGUUUAAAGGAAUAUAGCUUUAAAAAUACUCAAAUGUUUACAAACAUUAACCUUUUACAAUACUUUCAUUACAUGCACUAAGCAGUAAAUAGGAUUAAGGUUUCAAAAUCAACAUUUGUUUUUACUUUUUUGAUUAAAUAUUCAGAUAUGAAGAUAAACUUUUUAAAAACUUCAAAAACCAGGCUUCCUUGGUGGCGCAGUGGUUGAGCGUCCGCCUGCCGAUGCAGGGGACACAGGUUCGUGCCCCGGUCCGGGAAGAUCCCACAUGCCACGGAGCGGCUGGACCCGUGGGCCGUGGCCGCUGAGCCUGCCCGUCCGGAGCCUGUGCUCCGCAACGGGAGAGGCCACAACAGUGAGGGGCCCGCGUACCGCAAAAAAAAAAAAAAAAAAAAAACUUCAAAAA
This is a messenger RNA of Globicephala melas (long-finned pilot whale), 2690 nucleotides long. It is a transcript of the gene DONSON, whose product is annotated as DNA replication fork stabilization factor DONSON. Gene Ontology annotation, cellular component: nucleus. The record is from RefSeq and is a predicted model, not a curated record. Gene Ontology annotation, biological process: nuclear DNA replication. NCBI's taxonomy places the organism in Eukaryota, Metazoa, Chordata, Mammalia, Artiodactyla, Delphinidae.